GCGGCGCCGGGCCCGCGAUAGGGGCUGGAGGGCGGCGCGGCGGGCGGAGAGCCGGGCGGCACCUUGCAGCGGGCGGGAGGUGCAGUGACUUCAACAAACUGAUCUCCUCCUACGUCUGGUGUAGCUGUGUUUGGUUUUGAAGACUUGAAAUCCUUCUAAACGCUACUCCAUCCGCACCUCCUGCGGCCAUAGUAACGGCUUCUGCAACUGAAGAUGUCUAACAAUGGAGUUGAAACAGAAGACAAACCGCCUGCUCCUCCGAUGAGAAAUACCAGCACUAUGAUUGGAUCAGGGAGCAAAGAUACUGGGACUUUAAACCAUGGCUCCAAACCUUUGCCUCCCAACCCAGAAGAAAAGAAGAGGAGGGACCGAUUUUACCGAUCUAUUUUACCAGGCGAUAAAACCAAUAAAAAGAAAGAGAAGGAGCGGCCAGAGAUCUCCCUCCCUUCAGACUUCGAACACACGAUUCAUGUGGGGUUUGAUGCAGUCACAGGAGAAUUCACAGGAAUGCCGGAGCAAUGGGCCCGAUUACUGCAGACAUCCAACAUCACCAAGUCGGAGCAGAAGAAGAACCCCCAGGCAGUGCUGGAUGUGCUGGAGUUCUACAACUCCAAAAAGAUCUCCAACAGCCAGAAGUACAUGAGUUUCACAGAUAAGUCAACGGAGGAUUACAAUUCAUCAAAUACAUUGAAUGUGAAGGCUGUGUCUGAGACCCCCGCAGUGCCCUCAGUAUCUGAAGAUGAAGACGAUGAAGAUGAUGCAGCUCCACCCCCUGUGAUAGCUCCACGACCUGAACAUACAAAAUCUAUAUACACUCGCUCUGUGAUUGACCCGCUUCCUCCUCCUACGAGAGAUGUGGCCACCUCUCCUAUUUCUUCCCCCACUGAAAACAACACAACACCCCCUGACAUGCUGAUUAGGAACACCGAGAAACAGAAGAAAAAGCCAAAAAUGUCGGAUGAAGAGAUACUGGAAAAACUGAGGAGUAUCGUGAGUGUGGGUGAUCCAAAAAAGAAGUACACACGUUUUGAGAAGAUUGGACAAGGAGCCUCAGGUACAGUUUACACAGCAAUGGAUGUAGCUACAGGACAGGAGGUUGCAAUCAAACAGAUGAAUUUGCAGCAGCAGCCCAAAAAAGAACUGAUUAUUAAUGAAAUUCUUGUAAUGAGGGAAAACAAAAACCCCAACAUUGUCAACUACUUGGACAGUUAUCUUGUAGGAGAAGAGCUGUGGGUAGUCAUGGAGUACUUGGCAGGAGGCUCCCUAACAGAUGUUGUGACAGAGACCUGCAUGGACGAAGGACAAAUCGCAGCAGUGUGCCGGGAGUGUCUCCAGGCUCUGGAAUUUCUCCAUUCAAACCAAGUUAUUCACAGAGACAUCAAGAGUGACAACAUCCUGCUGGGAAUGGAUGGCUCUGUCAAACUAACUGACUUCGGCUUCUGUGCCCAGAUCACUCCUGAGCAGAGCAAGCGCAGCACCAUGGUGGGAACUCCAUACUGGAUGGCGCCUGAAGUGGUGACCCGGAAGGCAUAUGGGCCCAAAGUGGAUAUCUGGUCGCUGGGGAUCAUGGCCAUUGAGAUGAUCGAAGGAGAGCCCCCCUACCUCAAUGAGAACCCCCUGAGAGCCUUGUAUCUCAUUGCUACUAAUGGGACUCCAGAACUGCAGAAUCCAGAAAAGCUUUCACCCAUAUUCCGAGAUUUCCUAAACCGCUGUCUUGAAAUGGAUGUGGAAAAGAGAGGUUCUGCAAAAGAACUGCUGCAGCACCAGUUCCUGAAAAUUGCAAAGCCUCUAUCUAGUCUCACUCCUCUGAUUAUUGCAGCUAAAGAAGCAGCAAAGAACAACCAUUAAAGUGUUGGAGUUCAACAUAGUCGUCACGUCAAGCCUUUUAGAUGUUCAUUUCAAAGACUAAAUUACUUGCCCCCCCCUCCCUCCCGCUCCUCUUUCGCAGGGGUGCUCUUAAGACUUCGAUCUGCCCAGAAGGGUGGCAGAGGUAGCAUUAGCCGAAUGUUGCUGGGCACGCAAGAGGGACAUUGCUGAUCUUACGUAGCAAACUGUCUUUCCAUCCCCUCGGUGGGGGUGAGAGGGGAAGAUCAUUUUGUACGGUUGAAAAGAUCUUUCCGAGAAUGUCUGAACCUGACCUACAAGUAGCAGAGCCACUUUGUUUUCAUAUUUCUUAUUGUGUUUAUUUUUAAAAAAUAAAUGUGGAGCCUUAGACUAUGUUUAUCUUAAUAAAUUAAAUCUUUUGCUGGCUGGACUUUUCAUGCUUGUGCCAAGCUGCUGUUACACCACUGAGGCUGCUCUGUGCUUUGGAUGACUUGAGGAGGGAAGGAAGCAGCCAGCAGAAACCUGAACAGCUGCAGCCAGUGAAAGGGGGAACAAGAGCAGGAAUACGAAGGCCCCUUGCAGCACUGCUGGAUGCUUUGAGAGCGCAUGGAGAAAGCUUGUGCGUGCUUCCUGCAGCCACUGGAGAGCUUAAUUCAUGGAUGAUCUUUCUGCCAAAUUUUGUGAAUCAGACCCUCCGCACCCUAGUUCCAACUCGACUAGUUAAACAGAUCUCCUAAGCAUUUCUGAUACUCUAGAAGGUAAAUUACGGGAGAAAUUGUCAGAGACAAUUUAAGGUUGUUGUAUCAGUGCUGUGAGGCUUGUUAGAGACUGCUGCCCUGUGUGAUAAAGCAAACACAAUAACCAUCUUUAUAAAGAUAAGAUUUGCCUGCAAAAUUACAUUGAAAACUCUUGUUUCUUAGAUCAAGUCCAACGGAAGAGAGACUGACCACAGACGCUGCUUUCUUGAAAGCCUGGGGACAGUGUUAAUUUUUGAAAUGAAAGAGUAACCUGAUUUCUUUAUGCUACUGACUCUAAAUCCUUUGGUUGCUGUAGUCUAUAAAACAGGAAAUACAGAACUACAGGAGAGAUCUGUCAUAAACACUGUAUACUGAUUUUUAAUAAAAUGACUGCUGCAUUUCUGAACUUGCGGCUGUGGGAGGACUGGAGAAUUCACUGUCACCAAAGAAUCGUUAGGUGGGAUUACUGUUAAUGUCAUUGUCACUGGGUGCUUGAAUGAGAUGGGUGAAGUGAUACAAACUUGCCUCUUACCCCUUCUGUAGCUCUACAGGAUUCAAAGUUUGAAGGCUUUGAAGGGAGUAACUUCACACCGAGGAACUGGAUAAAAGAUUGUAUUAUAACUGGGGGAGCUGCUUUAUCUGACUGUACUGCUCUCUACACAUAUCACUUUGGUCAUUUAUGGGGGAAAGUUUAAACCAGUUUUGGAGUAAUCUCUUCUCCCUCUCCAAAGCAGCUGUGUUGCACAGAAACUCGAUCCUGCUUCUUGCUGAGACCUGCUAGUGGAUCAGCCUUUUCCUCUCUGCCUCUAGGCAUUGAUUCAAUUAUAUUUUUCCCACUCCCUCUGCAAUACGUGACAGCUCCUACACUGGUCUUGCAGAUGCAGCUAAAGAAGUCUGUAAAAUCUCUUGCUUCUGUGGUGUGUGUAAUGCUAAUUUGAAACCUUGCCUUUUGGGAAAUGGACUUGUGUUUGGGAACAGGUCAGUUCCAUUCAUGAUGUGUGUUCUGCAGCAAGUUGUGGGCCUCUCCUAUUACCGUACGCUUGUACCAGGCAGCAGUGUUUGAAUCUACAAUUCAUCUUGCUCCUGACGUGCCAGCAUAGCUGGGGCUAAUUCUAGCAUCAAUGUGGGCUGGAAAAUGCUGGCCGCAGACUAACGUGCAGCUGGAUGGAGACCUUAGACCGCCCUGGAGCACAAAGGAAUAGGGGAAGACUGUGAGUCACAUCAGAGCUCCAGGGUGGUUGCUGUUUGACAUGAGGCUGUGAUGUUUGAUGUCCCUUGCCAAAAUCUGCACCCUUUGCCUCUUUGUGUAUAUUUUUCGUCCUACUGCAAUAUUCAGCGUUUCCCCUGACAAAGCUUGCAUCCAAGGAUAAAUUUAUUGGGUGAAAGCUGCCAGCCUGAGGGGGGGGAUCAGAUCUAGUGAUGAACUUUUGUCUCAUUGGUAGUGCUUCCCAUUUGAAUUGGUCGUGACUGGUUUCUAAUGGCUGCUGGAGAGAGAGUAUACCAAAAAGCCUUUUUUUUCUCCACUGGGAAGCUGUAAGACUCUGACUGUAGACAUGUGUCAUCUUGUCCCAGGCUAUUUUUUUUUUGCCCACGGAUGAUAUGGAAGGAGUUAUCUUGCUGCAGUGUCAUCAGGCCCGAUUUCUAGUUAUCAGACAUGUUGUGUUUUUAUGUUCUCAGGAAAUCUUGAAAGGUUUGUAAUUACCUUAAGCUUAGGAGACUAGGAGGAGUUGUUUUUGUUGUUCUGUUUUUCUCUCCGCUCUCUAUCUGUGCAUCAGCACAGCUUCAGUACCUGUGUUAGCCUUUGCAUAUCCUCUUAAAGCAGUUUUCUUGUCUUAAAUAGUGACUGUCUGACUUAAAAAUUAACCUGUGUGGCUUAUUUUUCUAAGAACAUCCUGACUCUGCUGUGAUUUGAAGGCUACUUAGAAAGCUCUCCAUCUAGAGAACUUUUUUGGUAGCUUGUGUUUUACAUACUGAAUGAAUUAAUCUGAUUCUACUGAGCUGAAACUAUUUUUAAUCACGGCCUUUAAUUAUUUAUUUGCUUAUUAAUAUUAAAAUGUCUCCUCUUUAUUAGAACAUGAAAUAUUUAAUUCUUUGACUAGCCAGUCUGAAAAUCUGUUUCUUUUUCCUUUCUUUUUCCUCUUCCUUCCUUAUCGAGACAUCUCAAGCAAUUCUACUAAGUUACGUACAGAAAUGGUAUAAAGUGCCCCAGCUUACAAAGGCAGCUAGCUAGCUAAGCAUCCAGGGCCUGCUGGAGAGAGAUGCUAUUGUCUCUGUUUCAAAAUGCUCUGAAGAUUAUCUUGUUUAAGAAGCAAAUCAUGGCUUCCACAAGAUGCUUCCUGUAUUUAAAGAAGUGAUGUGGGCUUGUAUUUAGCCCUCGAUUUUCUUUAAACAAAAGAUUGCUUUGGGGUCUGCCAGGGCUGAGUCUGUGUAUGAGAGAGGGGUAUAAGACCCCUGGGUACCUUUAAAAAGGCAGACUGUAAUGCUGAGGGAGAAGAUCCAGGGCAGAGAUGGAGGGAGACUGAAGGACUUACUAGUGCAGUUGCAGCAGCAAUAGCAUACCUUUAGCCAUCGCUAGAAUGUCUUAAUUAAACAGACAUGUUUUUAAAGGACAUAAAUCUGACCGAUUAGUUGUUACAGGCUCUUCUCUGGACAGACGUUAUGCCCCUACCAAACUGCAUUCUCCUUUUAAACAAAAGGGGUGCAUGGCUUUCCUGAGAAAGGCUCUUUGAGAAAGGAAGUUUCCAUGGAGACACUUACUUGACUUAAGCGAUCUGCUUGGAGCUUGAGAAGAGACUUGGGAGUAAACACCGCAUCAAGACAAAAGCCAGUAUUUUGCGAAGCAACGGGGGUUGCCUCAGUGUUUUGUUUCCAACUUGAUGCCCCUUUUCAGAGGUCUGGUUUUCAGAAAGUGCCAAAAAUUUUGCCUGGUCAAAGAUGUGAGGCACGUAAAAGGCAGUCACUUCUUAGCCAAUAUCUCAGGAAAUGUCCUAAUACAUCUGUGUCUCAAAAUACUGCAGAUUGGUAUAGGUAGGCCAUGUUUACAGCAAGGUAUGAUGCAAGGACAGACUGAAGUGGCUGGUAGGUAGGUACUUGGUUUCUUAAAAGUUUGACAUCAUUACUUGACGAUAAAAUUGGUCCAGACCAAAAUGCAAGAAAAAUACUUGUUUGAGCAUCAUUCCUAAUUAAGAGUUUGCACAAUCCAUUUCCACAGUAGUUACCAACAUCUUCAAUGUUGAAAUUGUUAAAGGUGAAGUCUGACUCGCAAAUCCUCUUCCCAGCAUAAAAUAAUGAGCCUGUUCAAUGGCUUUUUUGUAUUUUGACAGUAUUGGAAAGCCUGUAGAUGUAUUUUUGGUUCAUAAACACACCAGAUCAACCAUAUGGACAAUUACUGCUCUCAUCUCAGUGUUUGUUGCUAAUGACAGUUCACCAAAUCAAGCAUGGGACAUUCGGGAAGCAGCUGCCAGCCUCGGCAGGGAAUAGCAAGUGGUGACAAAAGAAAGCAAACGUACCCGAAAACUGAACGGAAACAGGCCAAAAUGGAUGCCUGCAAAAAGUGGUAGGAGAGCUACAGAAGAAGAUGCGGAGUUGGGCCACGGGGUGCAGGGGCAGAAGGAAGCAAAGGUUAAAGACCUCGGUUCCAUGACGGCUUGCUGAGAAACUCCGGGGAGCGUCACAGCUGCCUGCUGUGUAGCGAGGUAGAAAAUCCUCUGAAGAAAGGCAGCAGUGAGGAGUAGGAACCUUUCAUGUGAAAUGAAGAGGUUCUCAAAGCGGCUGGAGAGCGAAGCGGAGACUGCGGAGCAGCAACAUAGCUUUGAGUUACAGCACAUGCUAGGAGAGCUGGAGCUAACCCAAGAGGUUUGCAGAAAUGACAUCAUUCAGCUGAAAAGAAAACUGGGAAGCAGAGUGAAGGAGGUAGCCUUGUCGUGACGGGAAAUGAAGAGAGACACCAGAUUCGACCGGUACAUGAAACUGCAAGCAAAUUUAACACGGGCGUUGGGAUGACAAGAAAGUCAUUCCCUCUUCCCUUGCAGGAUUGGUAUGGCGUCUUUUCGCUCUCAGCGCUGCUUUGGGAUCUUAUCAGCACCAGUUGUGCUUUGGGCUCUUAUUUACAAUGAAGACUUUGUCAGUCAACAACUGCUGUUUUCGGACCAACUCCAUCUUGCCGACAGACAUCUUUGUGCCACGUUUAACCCGAAAAUAUGACAGGCCGUUACCAUUUUAAAAUCAGCUAGAUUAUUUCUUUCUCUUUCUUCCUACUGCCUUGGUUUAACUCUCCUACAGUGCCAUGUUUGUUUAAUGUAUGAGGUCAGCUCAGCAGUUUCAAAAACAAAACUGAAACUUUAAAUAAAACCUAAAUGAAUUACCUGA
Dromaius novaehollandiae (emu) is the source of this 6929-nucleotide messenger RNA. RefSeq names its product p21 (RAC1) activated kinase 1 (gene PAK1). Gene Ontology annotation, biological process: protein phosphorylation; regulation of actin cytoskeleton organization; intracellular signal transduction. The record is from RefSeq and is a predicted model, not a curated record. The coding region runs from base 214 to 1848 and encodes 544 amino acids. Lineage: Eukaryota; Metazoa; Chordata; Aves; Casuariiformes; Dromaiidae. Gene Ontology annotation, cellular component: cytoplasm. Gene Ontology annotation, molecular function: protein serine/threonine kinase activity; ATP binding. The transcript has 16 exons.